This is a messenger RNA of Maylandia zebra (zebra mbuna), 1585 nucleotides long. Its product is annotated as tapasin-related protein. The record is from RefSeq and is a predicted model, not a curated record. NCBI's taxonomy places the organism in Eukaryota, Metazoa, Chordata, Actinopteri, Cichliformes, Cichlidae.
UAGGCUGCAGCUACAAUAAUGUUACGUCUAACAUUAAAACAGGAACGCUGUAAAAAGAACUAGGACAUUGUAUCCUGAUUUAUUUAUUUAUUUAUUAUUUGCAAUUUCCUAGCAUAUAUUCUCGAUUUUAUUAACUUUUUUGAUUAUGAUUAAUGUUUUUUUAAAGGUUAUGUUUUCGAGCUGCUCAUCACGCCAGAAAUCGCACUCCUUUUUUCUUUUUCCUUUGAAAUGAAAGUGAAAGUGUCAAGAGAAACUUUGUGUGGACAUCGGACAACAAGGAGUUCGACAGUGGAGAAGAAUGAGGGUUUUAAUCUUGAGGAUUUUUGUUUAUUUGUAUCUAAGUGCAGGUGUGUGGAGUGUCCAUCAGAUCCAGUGGCUGCCUUGUUACUUCAUUGAUGAGCGUUUAUAUUUGAACAAGGACAACCACACUGAGACUCGGGUCAUCCCCAGAGAGGCUAUACUUCAGUUUGGUCAGAAAGGAGAUGCUCCUGUUAACCCAAACGCCAUCACUUUCCUGGUCAUCAGAUCAAAGUUGGAUCUGCUGCAGUAUGUGGAGGGGGUGGAGGCAGAGCAGCUGAAGUGUGAGCUGCACAGAUACAGCACAGAGGGCGGUUACGUCCGCUGGCCUGUCCUCGGUGCCCGGGAGUACAACCACUGGUUUACCUGCAUCCUCAGACACAGCAGGGGCCGCUUCACAGUCGCUGGCACCCUUAGACACCCCUCUGACCAGCCUCCCCCAGGGCAGCCAGACUACCACAACUGGUCUGUCAUCGCUGACAAAGAGGUACUCACCACCGCAGUCGCCAUGGUCAUCAAAACACAGACUCCCUCAGUUAAAGCACGCCUGAAGUCCCAGCAAAAGCUCCACUGCCAGUUUGAUGUUGACCACAAGGGUGCAAAGGUCACUGUAGAGUGGCAUAGGCACCGCCCUGGUGAGAGGACCAAGCUCUUCAGUUACAACAGGCACACAGGACAGACUGAGGGGAGCGGUGUCGGACUACGUGCCCUUGCGGCUGGAGAUGCCUCUUACACCCUCGCCUCCACCACAAUGAUCAGUGAAGGGACCUACAUUUGUUCAGUGUCCGUGUAUCCACUGUUCACCAAGGUGGAUAUAUAUCUGCAGAUUGAAGAGUCUCCCCAUGUCUCCCUCAAUGUUGCAACCACCCUGUUAUUGCAGGAGGGCAAGGACUUGAUGGUUAAGUGUGAGGCAAAUGGCUACUACCCUCGGGAUGUGGAGAUAAUUUGGUACGAGGAGGAUCCAGGCACUCCACAUCCCAAGCCACUAAACCAUAGUGUUCUGUUCAGCCACAAAGUAAAUGGGGACAUGACCUUCUUGCUGUCAGGUGUCUUCUACCUCCAGGCUGCGCUCAGGGACUCUGGGAAAAAGUUCACAUGCAGCGUCUCCCAUCAGUCCCUGAAAGUGCCCAUAACAAAAAGUUUCACCCUGAUUGUGGAAGAGCCAACAAACUGGAUUUUGUACCUCGUUGUGGGCUCUGUUGUGAUCCUGCUGUUGUAUGUGAAGCGGCGCUACCUGCACUCAGUGUGGAGAAAGUUGGUGCAGGUAAGGUGAUAUAAAAACAAAAAA